CUCCUGCAGCAGUCAUGCCAGUUCCCAAAAUCCAGAUAAGGCAACUGUAACCAGAUCUUUUCAGAGACCUUAACCUGUGAUCACCUCGGCCGGUUGUCAGGGACAGCUGCCAUCCCAAGUUCAGCACAACCCUAAUUUAAAAAUCUAUCACACCUAAGACGUAUUCGAGUCACUUUCUUCGGAGCUGGAUUGCACCGAGCCUAGAAGUUCGUUCGCUUUCUUAAAUAGGUACUUAGUCAAUCUUGGAACCAAGCCUUGGUGUCUUCGUCGCCUUCCUAUACGACUUCAUUCCCUUCGGUAGCCUUUAUUAUCCCCGCGGCCCACCGAUCUCGACUAUCAUCAUGCCUCCUCCGUGCGAGCAAGAGCUAUGCACCGCUAAUCCCAGUGAAGGCACGCACGUUAUUGGUAUCAUGUUGGAUGGUUUAAAGAAAGUCGCGGUCCACGCGCACUUACUUGCUCACCAUUCCAUGUGUUUCCGGGAGCUAAACAACCAAGCCAGCCGGGAAUAUUUCUGCGUGGAUUUCUGUCCAUAUGCCACCGACCAGACUGUUUGCUUCUUCGUCCGAUGGAUCUAUGGAAGAAGUCUCGGCCCCUACAAUCUCAACGAGGGUCUACGAAAACUAUGCCGUGGUGAGCAAUAUGAAACCUUGAUAAGGUCUUUGCUCUUCGGUGAAAAGAUAGAAGCCACAGAGUUCCAGAGGGAUAUCAUGCGAUGCAUUACGGAAGACAUUGACUGUGUCGAUCUGGCGGUAUCAGUUGAUAUAUGGAUUGACAUAGAGGUGAUGGCUCCUAGCAGUAGAUUGCGUCCCUUCCUAGUCGACAUGUGCUGCGCAAAGCUUCGUGGCAACGAUGCAGAUCGUGUGGAUGUGUUUUUAAAAGAUCUUCCACGAAGUAUGCUAGAAGAUAUCUCUCAGCGCAUGAUCACUGGGCCUUGCAGACCUCGAAUGGAUAUGGAUUUCAGUAAGUACCUGAAGUAGAAGGUGACAUAUUUGGGACUAGAUAUUUAGCAAGACGUUUCUCGUUGCCUUAUAUAGUUGAUCGUCUAAAAAUCUAAAAUGCUAC
Molecule: messenger RNA, 1062 nt
Organism: Daldinia decipiens
Lineage: Eukaryota; Fungi; Ascomycota; Sordariomycetes; Xylariales; Hypoxylaceae
Exons: 2
Coding region: 342-977 (211 amino acids)
Source: RefSeq, a predicted model, not a curated record